GUGCACUAGUACAGAGAGAAGUGGAGUUUCAGGACAGCCCUUAUCUCUCUGCCCUCCCCUCUCUCUGUGUCCCCUGCUGGUCCCCUCCCCCAUUCUCUACACCUUUCCCUGCCUAGUCCUUAUACUCACAUAAGGCUCCAUUUUCUAAUCUGCUGCUGUGUGCUGCUGCUCCCUGGUCCCCCCACCGCAGUGCUGCUGUUCCCCCUCCUCCUGUUGCUGGGACUACUGACAACUGGUCUAGAGUUACACACACUCUGCCGUACUGAGGAGAGCAGCCCUCACUCACCCUCACCAUGCUGCGGACCCCUGCUGGAUGGGGGCUUGUGCUCCUACUGCUGGCCAUUCUUGGUUUAGGAGACGGUCUGCAUGUAGAGAUGGUGAAAAGAGGUCUAAAAAAGGAUGGUAGAUCUGUAAAUUUAGUUAGACAUAAGCGCGAAUGGAUCAUCCCACCAGUUUUAAUAUAUGAGGAACAGGACAAUUCCUUUAAGAAUCCCAUUGCAAAAAUACAGUCUGAUGUUAAGCUAGACAAAAGUUUGAGAAUUCGCUAUUUUAUCACUGGUAGCGGAGUUACGGAACCACCACUUGGCAUGUUCAUUAUCAAUGAAAGAACGGGUGAAUUAAACGUAACUGGGAUUGUGGACCGAGAAGAAAUUCCAAUGUUUUUCCUAAAAGGAUAUGCUCGGGAUCAGUAUGGAAAGGAUGUGGAACCUCCUAUAGAUCUUCGAGUGAGAGUUAUUGAUAUCAAUGAUAACAGUCCAGUUUUUACGCAGGAAGUGUUUGUGGGUGUAGUAGAAGAGUUGAGCGCUACAAAUACUGUCGUUAUGGUUCUAAAUGCAACGGAUGCAGAUGAGGAAAAUACCAUCAAUUCUGAGCUCGCGUACAAAAUUCUGUCUCAGGAAGGUCAGCCUGGGAUGUUUGUGGUGACUAAAAAAGGUGAAGUUCUAACAACUAUGACUACGCUUGACAGAGAGCAACAAAGUAGCUACAAUCUGAUUGUUGAAGUGAGAGACCGAGGUGGAGACCUAAAUGGAGGCUUGUCUGGAACAGCUUCUCUUAAAAUCAAAGUGAAAGAUGUAAAUGACAACAUUCCGCGUCUUGAAAAAGAGGAGUAUGAAGGAAGCAUUGAAGAAAAUGUUAACAAUGUUGAAAUAUUACGCAUGAAAGUAUUUGAUGACGAUGAGGAGUUCACAGAUAACUGGCUGGCUAACUUUACUAUAGUGUCAGGCAAUGAAGACCACUACUUUGAAAUCGUAACGGAUAUGCAAACUAAUGAAGGCGUGCUGAUGUUGGUGAAGGAAGCUGACUAUGAAGUGUUGCAAACUGCUCAACUGAGUGUGAUCGUUUCGAAUAGAGCAGAAUAUCAUAGCUCAAUCAGACAUUUGAUUACUGGAGGAGGUGCAGGGGGUGGUGCAGGUGGAGCAGCAGGAGGUGGUGGUGCAGGUGGAGGCGGAAAAGCUGUACCUAUCAAAGUGAUGGUGAAGAAUGUUCGAGAAGGUCCUGUAUUCAAGCCUAGGAGGAAGAUACUUGUUGUUAGUGAGGGGAAAACUGUAAUAAAUAGAGUCAUUGGGUCGUACCAAGCAUAUGAUGCAGACACUGGGAAAGUUGCAGAGCAUGUCAAGUAUGCAAAAGAAUAUGAUCCAGAUAAUUGGUUUACAAUUGAUUCAACUACAGCUGAAAUUAAACUUAUAAAAAUGCCUGAUCGGGAGUCUUCAUUCUUGGUUAAUGGCACUUAUGUAGCUAAAAUCCUGGCGAUCAGUGAAGAUCUCCCAGGAAAAACGGCCACGGGAACCAUAGCUAUUGAUGUUGAAGAUGUGAAUGACAAUUGUCCAGUAUUGGUAAAUCCAAUUCAAACGGUUUGCGACAGUGUACCCUUCAUCAAUGUGACAGCGAUGGAUCGCGAUGCCUAUCCAAAUGGCGCCCCUCUCAAGUUUGCAGUGAUAGAUGAGCCUCUUGGCAAUGCCAAACUCUGGAAAAUUGGAAAAACUGAUAGUGUCAGUGCCCAACUUAUACCAAACAACAUUUGGGAAGGAAUACAUCAAGUUCAAAUUCUAAUAACGGACAAUCAAGGAAUGAGCUGCCCAGAAAAGCAGAUCCUAAAGUUAAGCAUAUGCAGUUGUCUAGGUGGCACAGAUAGUGGUUGUGCUUCGCGGCUGACUGGCACGUCUGUAGGCCUUGGAGGUGGUGCCGUUGCCCUGAUGAUUCUUGCUUGUUUACUCUUACUGCUGGUCCCCCUCUUACUGCUUCUGUGCUAUUGUGGCUCAGGAGGGAAAGGAUUUCUAGCUGUACCAGAUGGUCCUGAGGAGUCCAUUCUAAUACACAACAAAGAAGGAGCUUCACCUGAGGACACAGCAGUGCUUCCACAUACAAUUGGAGCAAUAGGUUUUGCAGGAGCUGGAGCCGGGGCUGGCGCUGGUGCCGGAAUGCUAAAAGAAGGAUAUGGCAUGCAUGGUAUGGAAGGGUAUGACUACAACUCCAAGGGAAUGUAUACUUCCAGCAUGAUGGUAGAUAGACGAUACGAGGAGCAUGGAGGUCUAUUGACUGGAGCAGAAAUUGCAGCAGGAGCUGCUGUUGGUGGUGGCAUGAGAGCUAUUGGUGGGCUAGGUGCAGGAGCUGGUUCCGGAGCUGGAGCUCAGGUCUCUUUUGGUACUUCUGAGAGUUAUAGUGCUCUGAAUGAAGGAUUCCUGAAAGGCUAUUUCUAUGAUAAAGUGAAUGCAUGUGCCGAUGAAGAUCUGGCCCAAGCAGCAAAAGAUUGUAUUCUUAUUUAUUCAAAGGAAGGAACGGGCUCAAUUGCUGGAUCAGUUGGCUGCUGUAGCUUAAUUGAAAGUGACUUUGAAGAUAACAACUACUUGGAUGACCUUGGACUGAAGUUCAAAGCCUUAGCAGAAAUUUGUCAGGUUACUGCUGUAAAUGAUGUGCAAAUAUCCAAGUAUAAUUCCUAUGAUGAACUCAGACAAGGUGCUCUAGAUGCUGAAGCAGUUUCGUAUAUUGGUAUGACUCAGAAUGAAGAAACUGUAGAAGAACAUGACUACAGUAUGGAAAAUUCUUAUUCAUUAUCUGAAGCCCAAACUCAAAGGUUAGAACGUGAAUCUGUUCCUGUAGGGAAUAUGGUUGCUGAAGAAUCAUAUGUGUCUUCUAGGUAUGUACAAGAACCCAUCAUGCGUGGUAAUAUUCUUGUGACUGAGAAAUCCUACACUACAGGUCCUACUGUAAUUCUGGAGCCAGUGCGUCAGCAAAAUGUGUUAGUGACAGAGAGGGUUAUUCGUCCUGCCACUAGCUUGCAUAACAUGGUUGACAUUUCUGAUGGGGAGAAUGUUAUGGUAACGGAAAGAGUGCUGAAGUCUGACAAAGGAUUGUCUAGCUUGGUGGGUAUUGGUGAGCCUCGUGAAUCUCAAUACGUGAUGGUAACAGAGCGCCGUCUUGCACCCAGCUCUAACGUAAAGGCCUCCGUAGCUGUUCCUGACUAUUCCAUGGGACAGAAUGUAUUGGUGACAGAGAGGCAUUAUACUCCUAUAUCUGCCAUCAAUGGGAGUGUAGUGAUUCCUACAGAGAUAUCAGGUGGGCAAAAUAUAGUAAACGAGAGUAUCUCCAUCUUGGAUGGUGGGAUGCAAGGCCAUACCCAUUAUAACCAGGGUAGCUAUUUAGUAGAAGAACUCCAACCUUCAAGUAACAAUGUAGGGAAAUCAACAAACAGAGUGACAAAAUACAGCACUGUACAAUACACACGCUCUUAAUCUGCUCACAAAAUAUACUGUAGGUUAAUUGUGAAAUAUAAUUUUUAAGAGUUUAGAGGUUUUGUCAAACCCUGUUUCUAUUUUAGAGCCUAGGAUUAUAAAUUUGUUGCAGUUCUUUUAGACAAUCCCAUAACCUAUUUAACAAUUUUAUACAAAGUUGCAUUAGUAAUAGAAAGUGUUUUAUUUCUACUUAAACCUGAUUGAACUGCAUUGAUGGCUACAUCAUAUCUGAAGAACGGGUUAAAUCUCAAUCUGGGAACCUCUGUGUCUGCUGUCCCUCCCCUGCCCAGUACUCAUAACAACCUAAUGGUUGCAAAGUGUUUGUGAAGGGUUUUUAGUUAGUCCCAGGUGCUUUUGCCAAUCAAUUCAAGGUAUCCACCUCCUUCCAUUAUGGUGAACCUACAUAGAAGGGUGGUUUUUCUGUCCCCCAGUCGGGAAAUAAAUCAUAAUUGUGAAGAAGAGUUCAUCCCAAUAACCAGUGCACUGAUGGCAACGGAUUUACUAUUUUUUUCCCGGCCACAUAGAUUAAACCAUCCACAACAACAAAAACAUAGUGAACAAGCACAAAAAGGCGUGGGAUUAAAACCAACAAGAACCAGCAUCUUAUAUGUUGGGCCAGGCACAACCAAUCCCACACACAGUACAUUGGCUCCACAGCCUAUCUCUACAACAUGUUAAUGAAACCCAGCCUCACUAGCAAAGCUGACGUAACACACAAGAGCUUGUCGCAACUUUGGGGUUUAAAUAAACCUUCACAGGCUUCUCCUCUCCUUCUGAAACACAAUUGGUCUUACAAAAAUGUUUUCAUUAAAAAUAAAUGUUUAUAAUUUUGCAUUAGAAUUGAAAGUAUUAAUAAUUAUUUUUAUUAAUACUAAAAUAUUUUUUUAGGAAUAUAGGGAAAAAAUUGAGAAUAAACUAAUAUGCAAAGUUUUCUGGUUUUAAAAUACUUGACAUUUAAUGAAAGCAAUAUUUUUGCUCACCGUAGGCUGUAGCAUUUAUUAUCAACCUUUUGACUCUUUGCAUACUAAACUAGAAACAUUCCUGGUGUAACAGUGCGUUGUCCUUGACUUUUUUUUUGUUUUUCUAAAUAUUUCUAGGUUAUCACAAUCACUAAAGCAAAGAAUUUCCUAAGUUUGUUUUAAAGUGCACAUACAGUGUAUGAAACAUACGCAAAAAUGUUAUUGCAAGCGAGUUGCAUACACUUUCUAUAUUGAAUCUCUGGUUUACUGUAGGAUAGCUGUCAACAUUCAACAAUGUUUAUUAUUUUUCGUCUCGUCAGAUUUUCCGAUUUUUAUAUGAAAUAUUUUAGCUAUUCUGGUCUUUUUUUGUGACUUUGUGUGGUUUUAUAGAUUUAAUAUUUUCACAGCUCCCAGUGUCACACAUUUGGUAAAUGUAUCCUAACAUCACAUACUGUAGGUCAACACUAUGAAGAUCAUAUGAUUAAACUGAGAAAAUACGUAGCUAAAUUGAACUCUGCCCUCCAGUAUCAUUGUGGGUCCAGCUGAAGACCACUCUUUUGUUCAAUUAUAAUAAUUAGAAUUAAACUUUUAUUACAUAGUUUUAAAUAAUAUACAGUGAUAUUACAUCAUGCAACACAUAAAAAUUACAACAUUCUCCUUGUGUUGGUCUGAGGCAAAUUCCCCAAAAGAAACAAAAACAUGUAUAGUACAGAAUGCAGAGGUAUGUAUCCUCCAUAAUCACAAGAAGUCUCAAUCGCAUACAUAUCAGGGUAUCCACUUGACAUAGGUAGAUACUGUAUAUGUGUGUUUUCCACAAUUUGUAGUCUCUAAUGGCUAUCCAUAUUUGGAACAAAAAGAGAAAUCUAAAUAUAUGCACCUGUGCUAUUAAAUACCUGGAGAUAUGCAAUGCAGGGAAUCAUAUUACUAAAUAUAAGUAGUCGCCUCCUUCAGAGGUAUAUAAACCAGACUUGCAGCUGAAUUGUAGGAUGCACCAACAAUCAUGAGCAGUAGGUGUGUGUGUGUGUGUGUGUGUGUGUGUGUGUGUGUGUGUGUGUGUGUGUGUGUGUAUGUAUGUGUAUAAAUAUAUAUAUAUAU
This is a messenger RNA of Pseudophryne corroboree (corroboree frog), 5785 nucleotides long. RefSeq names its product desmoglein 2 (gene DSG2). The record is from RefSeq and is a predicted model, not a curated record. The coding region runs from base 294 to 3731 and encodes 1145 amino acids. The transcript has 15 exons. Gene Ontology annotation, cellular component: desmosome; plasma membrane. Gene Ontology annotation, molecular function: calcium ion binding. Lineage: Eukaryota; Metazoa; Chordata; Amphibia; Anura; Myobatrachidae. Gene Ontology annotation, biological process: homophilic cell-cell adhesion.